Messenger RNA from Didymodactylos carnosus, 562 nucleotides. The record is from the annotation of a GenBank genome assembly. Lineage: Eukaryota; Metazoa; Rotifera; Eurotatoria; Philodinida; Philodinidae.
AUGAGAAGAGCGAAGAGAGAUUUUUGGGAAAGAAAAGGUGCCGAGCUAGAAGAACAAGCAAAAAAGAACAAUACCAGAGCAGUCUAUCAAACAAUAAAAGAAUUAUCAGAUAACUUCACCGUACAAGAUGACUGUGUAAAACAUUUGGACGGCACACCGGUGAAAGAUGAUGGCGAUUUAAAAGAAAGAUGGAGACAACACUUUGAAGGUCUCCUUAAUGUUGGAAAGGAGCUGGCAGAAGAAACAUUAUUGAAAUUGGAUGUACAACAACAGGAAAGUGACUUAGAAGAACCAUAUCCAACAGAAAGAGAAAUAACUGAUGCAAUUAAAGCAUUGAAAAACAACAAGGCGGCAGGGAUAGAUGGUAUUCAUGCAGAAAUGAUCAAAGCAGGUGGUACAACAUUGGCAAAAUAUCUUUAUCAAAUGUUCGUUGAAAUAUGGAAAGCAGAAAAAGUUCCAGAAGAUUGGGUGAAAGCAGUAGUGGUCCCAUUAUUCAAGAAGGGAGAUAGAAGCAUAUGUGAUAAUUACAGAGGAAUAAGCUUGUUAAGUGUGGUAGGUAAAG